Molecule: messenger RNA, 1074 nt
Organism: Purpureocillium takamizusanense
Lineage: Eukaryota; Fungi; Ascomycota; Sordariomycetes; Hypocreales; Ophiocordycipitaceae
Product: Pyroglutamyl-peptidase I
Exons: 3
Coding region: 46-783 (245 amino acids)
Biological process (GO): proteolysis
Cellular component (GO): cytosol
Molecular function (GO): pyroglutamyl-peptidase activity
Source: RefSeq, a predicted model, not a curated record
CCGACGGCACACAGUCCUUGCCGGACAAGCACCAGAACCGCCGUCAUGGGUUCGCAGGCCAAGGACCCAAAUGAGCUGACAGUGCUUGUCACUGGCUUCGGCCCCUUCCGGGAGGGGUAUCCCAUCAAUCCAUCAUGGGAGAUCGCCAAGGGCCUCCCGGAGCACCUCCCGCCGCUGCCCGUCAAGGACCCCAGCUCCCGAAACACCAUUGCUAUUCCACCUGUCCGCAUCCUCGUCCACCCCGAGCCCAUCCGCGUCAGCUACAAGGUUGUGCGCGAAGUCGUCCCGACCCUUUGGGAUGGGUCCAAGGGCCUCAAGAUCGACUUCGCGAUACACAUCGGCAUGGCUGGUCCGCAGCCCGUGUACAAGGUGGAGAGGCGUGGGCAUCGAACCGGGUACAAGUCGCCCGACGUGGAUGGCGAGAAGCUCGAGGACGAAGGAGAGGGCGGGCAUGGCGAGGAUUGGAUUUGGCACGGGCUGCCGGACGAGAUCGCGACGGAACUGGACCUGGAUGAUGUUCUGGAGCGGUGGCAGGGCCAUAGUUUGAAGGACAUGGAUCUGCGCGUCUCCGAGGACGCGGGCCAUUUCCUCUGCGACUUCAUAUACUACUCGAGCCUGGCGACGCUACUGAAGGAGGACCGGCCUCGGAACGUGGCAUUCCUCCACGUCCCGGCCAACGCAUCGGACAAGAACAUCAUCCAGGGCCGGGGCAUUGCCCUUAAUUUGAUCCGAGGCAUCGCCGAGAGUCAGACGGCGAGGAGAGCGGCCGCGGAGCGGGCAUAGCCCCGAGUAACACGUUCACGGGGACAAGGGUCUGACUGGCGAGGAUCCCAAGGGUCUCUCUCCGGAGCCCUUGGCUCACGGCCAGCGACGGGGAACAUUGCGCAGCCGCAUGAAUGGAAUUAGGCUUUUACCGCAUUCAAUAAUUCGGAUGACAAGAGAAGAAACAUCCCAUUGUAAGGCGGGUGGCGACAAGCUGAGCCCUUACUAGGAAAGGAAACGAGGGGCAGGUACAGAUAGCUACAUCCAUUGCACAAGGUGCAAAUUAGCUUGAAUUACAGAUUUGACGCAUAA